CAUUCCUCAGCCAGACACCAGAGAAUUCUGCCGUUCUUCCUUCAGCCACCGAGCAGCAGCUAUGAGUGCCAGAAAGCCGCCACCGUACCCUCAAUCCCUGUGUGUCGCAGUGUUGGGAACAGCAGCACAGUUAAAGAAUGACGUUGGAAAUCGGAUCCUUCACGAUAUGAAAGCAUUUCUUAGAGUCAGCAACCAUCUUACUCAAAGCACAAACCACAACUUCCAUGUGAUAAACACACCUAAUUUCUUCGACGAACACUGCCAGAGUCCCGACCAGCAGAUCAUUGACUUCAUGGCCAUCUCCCACCCAGGACCGGACCUAUUUAUCCUCGUAGUAGAUCCUGCUGAGACCGCAGAGGAGAAAGUUGUUCUUCAAAUAACCAAACUGGGAGAUAUUUUCGGUGAAGCUGUGUUUCCUCAUGUCACAGUUUUGCUACAAGAUAUAGACAGCUACCAGUCCCUCCAUCGCCUGAUGGAUCAGUUCAAAGUCACUGUGGCUUUGAACAAAGAAAACCUGGCCAGUGAAUGCCGGAAAUGGUGUUAUGAGAGAAGCUCAUUCCUCUAUCAGUACAGUGACUACAGUGAAAAGGUCGUGAAAAGAAGGAAGAAUUUCCUGGAGAACAACAGCAAGAAUCCCACAGCACUAAACAAGUCUGAACCACAAGGGCAGCAUCCAUCAAAUAUAGCACUGCCACCAAACGGGCCGUCACAUCAAGCACCCGGUACCGGUACAAAGAUAACACAAUACACCAUGGUUCUGUUGGGACGCUGUGGAGCUGGGAAGAGUGCAUCUGGAAAUACCAUUCUUAAGGCUGGCGAGCGCAAAACCACAACGCUGUUCCAAUCCGAGGCCAGCUCUGUGCCGGUGACCAAGCAGUGUGAGCCCAAGUUCACACAGUUUGGUGUUCCAGUGAGGGUAGUUGACACACCAGACCUCUUAAGUAAUCAGUUGCCCAACGUGGAACAGCAGAUCGCCCAGUGUCGGGAAUACUGUCGGAGUGAACCUUGCACCAUCUUAUUGGUGUUACAGCUGGGCCGUUUGUCAGAGAAUGAGAUGGGACUUUUGGACAGGUUUGAAACCACACUGGGCACCAGGAUUCGAGAUCGCACCAUCAUCCUUCUCACACAUGCAGAGGACCUUAAAGGUGAUGUGAGAGAAUACUUCAAUGCCUCUGCCCCACUUCUGGCAAUGGUUGAACAGUGUCACCACCGCUAUCAUCUGUUUAACAACAACUCUCCAGACCGCAAGCAGGUCAAAAACCUUCUGAAAAUGAUCCCUAACCAUGAAGCUAUUUUCAAGAACGAUGGGAAGAAAGAUGACUGUCGUUUGAGUUAGGUCUUCCUAUUUGGAGCGAGAAGAGAACCAUUAGAGGUGGGGCUCUCCCAAAUGUAUAUGAGAUAAUAUGUAUCACUUUUUUGUUCCUCGAUGUAGUUUGUUCAGUAAGUCCAUUAAGCUAACAGUUAUUCUGAGUGGGAGUCUGUUGAGAUCAAACAGAAACAUUUCACCAUAGAAAUUAGUUUAUUAGAAUUAAAAUAAUUCAUGGUGAAAUCAAGUUUUGCUUCUAGAAAUCUCACCCUUCAGCGCAGCAGAUCAGCUGAUCCCUGGCAUGAAACGUCCUGGAUUCUGUUGACUGACGGGUGUCAGCACCUGUGAUGAAGAAGGACGUCAGCUUCUGCCUGGUGGUGUUGAGAAUGAUUGACACACAAGGCACAAGGCGCCAGCCCCCAGAGCAUGUGAUUUCUAUAUAUAUAUUCUACAUAUAUUUUUUUUUGUCUUGAUGGUUUUAUGCAGGCUAUUUGUGUUAUUUUCUGUUCUUGUUGCAUUCGAGCUCAUGCUUACCACUUGAGUGAGUUUGACAGGAGACAGAUGUGACGUCUCAACAUCAACAUCAAACAUGUGAUGAUAAACAUGAUUGUAGCUCCUUCAUGUUUGGAACCCAUGUCAUCCUUGUCAUGUUCUGGACCAUUAAAAUGCUGUGUUUUUCUAUUUAUAAA
Molecule: messenger RNA, 1995 nt
Organism: Synchiropus splendidus (mandarinfish)
Lineage: Eukaryota; Metazoa; Chordata; Actinopteri; Syngnathiformes; Callionymidae
Product: GTPase IMAP family member 8-like
Exons: 5
Coding region: 62-1336 (424 amino acids)
Molecular function (GO): GTP binding
Source: RefSeq, a predicted model, not a curated record